Molecule: messenger RNA, 2864 nt
Organism: Linum trigynum
Lineage: Eukaryota; Viridiplantae; Streptophyta; Magnoliopsida; Malpighiales; Linaceae
Source: the annotation of a GenBank genome assembly
UUGCAUUAGAUAUAUCUCAAUCUCUGUAAAGUUGACUUAGCUUGAGAGAAGUUGGCGAGCGGUUAAAUACUGGCUGUUGAGUCCUUGAUUAACAAAGUGGCUUUGUAGUCUACUGGUUGAAGUGCUUGCAUGCACAAGCGAGGUCUUUGGUUCGACCCUUGAUGGAGGCGGUUUCUUUAUUAUUUUUAAUCAGGCUUGAUGGCUGAGCGUGGGCCGCUGAAUCUUGGGCCGAGCGGUCGAUUUGUGGGCCGAGCUUGACUUUGCGAGGCGGGCUGCGUGGUAGGUGCUCUGGAGAGAGAGACUUGCGGUUGCAAGUUUCUUGGCGGGCUGGAAGUGGAAGGCAGGCCCAGUGUUGAGCGAGCUUGAUUCCUUGGCAGGUAGCGUCAAGAGAGUCGGGACAGUUGGAGGUGAACCGCAAGGCGGUCUGCUUUGUGAAGAUGGGCUGAAUGGAGGCGGCCCAUCCUACCCAAUGCGGGUCACAUUCGUUGACUGAAAGAGCGGCGGACCUUGAAACAAAUACAUAUAGAGCGGUCCUCCUUUACCUGUACAACAUGGCGUUGUAGUCUACUGGUUGAAGCUGUAGAUCCCUUCUAGGCGGUCAUGUGUUCGACUCACAGCGGUCAUUGGCUUCCUUUCUUUUUUAAUUGAAUCCUGGAUUGGGCUGAUUGUGGCGGUUCCGCGGGCUUUUGGGCUUCGUUGGUCCGAUGCAUUCUUCAUUGCAAAGCAGGCCAUUAAUGGCGGUUUGCUACAUUGUGUGGUGAGGAAAGGCAUGGGUCGCGGGCCGCGGAAGCUUGAUGGAUGCAGAGUGGAUUGGGCUUUGGAGGCGGCCUGUUCCCCAAUGGGCCGGUGGGAAGGUAAUAAAUAGCGGCCGCUGCGAUAUUGAAGCACAAAAAUACUUUCUGAUCUGUUGGUUGUGCGUCCUGAUUCCGAGAAAAAGGUCAGCGGUUCGAAGUCUGGGGGACGCGCUUCUUCGACUAUUUUUGGAUUUGGCAAUCUUUGAUGAACGUGGAGAUGGGCCUGCGUGGUAGAGUGCGCUGGAGGCGGUCUUGGGCCUGCAGUGGUUGGCGGUCUCGCAUAUACGGAGAUGGGUCUUGGGCUCCUGCCAUGUUGGGGACGAGAUGGCAGUUGGGCCGCGUUCAGUUCGUGAUUGGGCACAGGCCUUGGUCAGCAUGUGAUGGUUGGGGCGUUCCAUCAAAGGAGGCGGGCGUGUCUUGACUCUAAAAGCAAGAUGGGCCAAUGCGUUCUUUGGAAGUGGACGCGGGUCAGAAGAGACUGGCGGUUGACCUGCGCUAAUGGCGAAGUGUUGGAGGCGGGCCCGCGUUCCAUGGGCUUUGGGCUUUAGAAAAUAGGUUGCCCUACUUUUCUUCCUCAGCGUUCUCCUCCUUCGAUUUAAGCUUGAGAGUGCGUCCUCCUUUGUUGGCGUCUUCCUCUUUUUUUUUUUUUUAAGAUGUUUUCCCGAGAACUCCCUCAACCAUCUUGGGAAGCUCGUCCGUUUGCUUUUCUGACAGAAGGGGAAAGUGGCUGCUCUUAGAGAGCCGAAAGCAGAAGUUUGGAGAAGAGUUGGAGAAGGGUGACAAUGACUUGUGAUGGGGACUCAGAGGUCACAUCUUGCUCUAGUUGGAGCUCCGGCAUCUCAUCACCCUCCGGCGCCGGAAUCUGGAAAAAAAAAAAAUCACAACAUACCCAUUUAUUUCUUCUAGUGCUCCUUUUCUCUUCCUUUAUUUCCCGAGGACGUUGUAGGGGUGAUGGCGACGCUGGCAGUAACGAGAGUCGGGGCGGCGACCGGUGACGAAGACAGGUUGUCCCGACGGAGACGAGUGACGGCGGCGAGUUAUGCUGCUAGGUCGAAAUCUGCGACUCCUUCCUUCUUUCGAUCCUCCAGUGGAAUUGUUGCGGGUGACAGCGAUUAUGGGGAGCUCCGGCGUCGAGUUUGUUCGGCGAUUGAUGGAAGCUUCCAUUCUUGGUCAGCGGCAGGGGACGAGAACGCUUGGCUGACGCCGCUGGUUUUCUCCCUUCUUUUCCUUGGAGUGUUACUACUGGAUCUGCAAGCUGAAUGUGAGGCUUUUUGAUUCGGCUGCUUGUUGUGGUUGAUUGGGGACGCUUGUCAUGAGAUAGCUUCAGAGAGUAGAAAAAGCUCUCAUGCCUAAUACUUCAAUUUGAGCAUUCUGUAAUUCUUGAACUCUGUUCUCCGCGAUUCCUCUUUUGUUGUCGUCGCCGCCAAUCCUCGUGUGGUUGGUCCAAGAAAAUGUAGAUCUGAGCGCUUUUCUCUUGCUCCGGUGGCUUCGGUCGGAUUUUGUCCGCCAAUUGGUUGUUGGUUGAAGGAUCAAUUUCUUCCCCCUCAAAAAUCAAAACGAAGUGAAUACCAGAAUCGUGCCCCACGGUGGGCGCCAAAUUGUUUGUGCCUAGAAUGUUUUAGGCGGUUAUGGGGCUCCGAUCUGGACUCCCUCGUCUGAUCUCCUCGGGAGUGGAAGAACCUGUGAGGCGGGGGGCGGCCCCCGGGAUACGCUCCGACGCCCAAGUUAGUACGAUAUAGGAGAGUGUAUGGUAUGUAGAGAGAUAAAGUAGAGUGAGAGACCUUAGGGGAAAGUGAGGAAGGGAAAAGAGAAGAUCCCUCUAGUUUGGAGGGUUAGCCUCCUUAUAUACGCUCUGUUUGGCAACAAGGGGUGCAAAUUGCAGAGGGGGUGCAAGUUGAGGGGUAAAUUGCUGGGGGGUGCAAAUUGCUGGGUUUGUAAGUGGAGGGUAAAUGUUGUUUGGAUGAAAAAGUAGGGGGUGCAAAUAGAGUGAAAAGUAAGUAAUUAUAUUAUUUUAAAGUAGAUUUUAAAAUUUUAAAAUAGAUUUUAAGAUUAUAAAAUAGAUUUUAAGAU